Drosophila biarmipes is the source of this 474-nucleotide messenger RNA. RefSeq lists its product as uncharacterized. The transcript is spliced from 3 exons. Bases 1 to 474 code for a protein of 157 amino acids. Lineage: Eukaryota; Metazoa; Arthropoda; Insecta; Diptera; Drosophilidae. The record is from RefSeq and is a predicted model, not a curated record.
AUGAUCACCAAUAGUUCGUCCUAUAAGCUCUUGCGUACACUGGAAAGAUAUUCCUUCUGGUGGUUCCUGUUUUCCUGGAAUCGUGCGAAAUUCUUGGAAGUCGAGAUACUCCUUUCCUUGGCUCCAGUUUUCCUGGAAAAAGUCCUCAAAGCGCAACAACGUGAUCGUCAGCAUCGAGGAAAAUUCUUGGAAGUCGAGAUACUCCUUCCCUUGGCUCCAGUUUUCCUGGAAAAAGUCUCUAAAGCGCAUCAACGUGAUCAUCAGCGUCGAGAAACUUCUCAGAAGUCGAGUUACUCCUUCUCGUGGUUUCAGUUUUCCUGGAAAAAGUCCAUAAAGCGCACCAUCGGGAUCGUCGGCAGUUUCAUCAGCUUUUCUCAGUGCACCCUGUAUCACAAAUACAUACACACAACAGUGCAGGUCUCUGCUGAAAGUGCACAAGUGGGCAGCCCCACGCCGGUUAUUAAUUCUAGUUAA